UUUUCCCCUCUCUUUCGUUUUCCUCAUCCGAUCGAUCGAUCCGAGAAGCCUCCUUCGACCUUCCCCGCGAAGCAAACCAACCGCCCAGAUCCAAAGCCCCGCCCAAAAUUCUCCCCCCCAACGGCGGAAACCCUAAUCUGAUCUUCGCUCCAUGCCCUCCCGGAACCCUCGCCGCGGUUGACGUCUGGCGAUGAGGUCGCUCCGCCGGGUCCUCUUCCCGCUCGUCCUCCUUUCGGGGCUCGCCUUUCGUGGUGUCCACUUCAACGACGCCGCCGCCCCGACCCCCCUUCUCCUCCCGCUUUCCCCACCACCGGCGCUGCCGUCGCCGCCCCUCGCGCUCCCUGCUGACGAAGGGCGAGGGGAUGGUGCGGACUCCAGGGAGAUCAUCGCGGCGCCGCUGCCCGGGGAGCUCCUUGUCAGGCCGCCCCGCCGCCGCUCGGAGCCGACGAACGCGGUGACCGAUGCUGGCCCCCACAUCAGCUCCGAACUACAAUUCAACGACGAUGGCACAAUUCAACUUGUUGAUCGUCUAUCAAAAUCUUCUUUGUGGCAGUUCUCCACAGGACCGCCUCUUUCGAAGCAUGUCACUACAGCAAACUCAGAUUUGGGCUAUCUCAUAUAUCCUUUAGAUCAAGCUAAGCUUGUGGAAGUUCAUAAUGGCAGUGUUAUGGCACUUCCCUGGGAACUGGACGAGUUUAUUAGCAGAACUCCGUAUGUACGGGACUCUGUCGUUACUAUUGGAUCAAAAACUUCAACUAUUUUUGCAGUUGAUGCUGAUAGUGGGGAGAUCAUUUACAAGCAUAGCUUGCCAAUCGCUUUGAAUGAAUUAGGAGCAACCCCUGUUGAAGAAGCACCAUCCAAGCUGGAUGCUGGUAGAAGUGGUAGUCCUAAUGUCAUAGUGCUUGUUAGAACUGAUUAUUCUGUCAGUGCGUCUGACCUAGGCGUUCAUUUGUUUAACUGGACAAGAACUUCUUUCUCUGCAAACUAUUAUGUGAAACAGAGCCAUCCAGAUACGUUAGAACAAUCAUCCUGUCUGCGAGGAAAUAUUCCUUGCUUUAGGUCUGAUGGUGUACCACUUAAACUCACGUUACCUGAGUCUAGUACAGCCAAUGCACUUGUCUUGAGAGAUUUGAACAAAGUUACCACUAGGUAUGAUGCUGAUGCCUUGAGACCAGUUGCAACUAUGAUGAAGUCACUACAAGCUGCUAGCAAGUCUAAUGUUGUUCUGGACAGUACUCAGAAUCAAACUGUUGAUGAUGCUCCUGGUCGCCUUGUCUCUGCUGAUCCCCAAGCCAACAGGUUCAGUAACAAUACUCAUGGAUUGUUAUUCCCUGUUGUUUCCUUAUUGGUGGUCCUCGCUUGGCUAGUGAGCUUGGCCUAUUCAAGCAAGCCUUGCAGGCAAUUCGUGGGUCAGCUUUUUAAGCCAUUUGUCCAUGAAAAGAAAUCGACAGGCCUUGCAGGAAAGACAGAGAAAACUUCUAAGAGAAGAAAAACACGAAAGAAAGACGGAAUUGCCAAUGGCACUGAUAUCUGUUCAUCAUCUGACAAAGAGAACGGUGAAACUGGUGGGUCAAAUGAGACGGUAUAUAAUGAAACCUACCAAUUAACAGGUACCGCACUCCCUGAUGGUCUUGAUGGAUGCCAGAUUGGUAAGCUUCGUGUUCACAAAAAAGAAAUUGGUAAAGGGAGCAAUGGUACAGUUGUCUUUGAGGGUUCCUAUGAUGGUCGUGAAGUUGCAGUGAAACGUCUGCUACGUUCACACACUGAUAUAGCGCAAAAAGAGAUUCAGAAUCUUAUUGCAUCCGACCGGGAUCCUAAUAUCGUUAGACUGUAUGGCUGCGAUCAGGAUGAUAAUUUUGUUUAUAUCUCCCUUGAGAGAUGCCGCUGCAGCUUGGCUGAUCUUAUUCAACAGCAUAUAGAUCCAUCAUUUUCAGAUGUUGAGCGAAUAGAUGUUGAACUGUGGAGGCAGGAUGGGCUCCCUUCCGCACAACUCCUAAAGCUGAUGAGAGAUGUUGUUGCUGGCAUUGUGCAUUUGCAUAGUUUAGGAAUCAUACAUCGCGAUUUGAAGCCUCAGAACGUUUUGAUAAGUAAGGAAGGACCUCUCAGCGCAAAACUUUCAGAUAUGGGUAUCAGUAAGCGCUUGCAAGAGGAUAUGACUUCUCUUAGCCAUCAUGGUACUGGAUAUGGAAGCUCUGGUUGGCAAGCACCUGAACAGCUUCGUGGUGAUAGUCAGACUCGUGCAAUGGAUUUAUUUAGUUUGGGCUGCCUUAUUUUCUAUUGUAUCACCAAAGGCAAGCAUCCGUUUGGUGAGUACUAUGAGCGGGACAUGAACAUUAUAAACAAUCACUUUGAUCUCUUCGUGGUGGAUCACAUACCAGAAGCAGUACAUCUUAUUUCUCAAUUGUUACAGCCAAAACCAGAAAUGAGACCAACGGCAGUAUACGUGAUAAAUCAUCCUCUCUUCUGGUGCCCUGAGUUGCGGCUUCUGUUCCUACGGGAUACCAGUGACAGAAUUGAGAAAACCACUGAAACUGACCUCAUAAAUGCUUUGGAAAGCAUAGGGUAUGAAGCGUUUGGUGGAAAAUGGCGAGAAAAGUUGGAUGAUGGUCUGGUUGCCGACAUGGGUCGUUAUAGGAAAUAUAAUUUUGAGUCCACACGUGACCUUCUGAGGUUGAUUAGAAAUAAGUCAGGACAUUACAGGGAGCUGCCAGCUGAUCUCAAGGAAUUACUUGGGUCGCUGCCUGAGGGAUUUGAUCGCUAUUUCUCAAGCCGAUUUCCAAAGCUGCUGAUUGAAGUGUACAAGGUCAUGUCUGUGCACUGCAAGGAUGAGGAAGCUUUCAGGAAAUAUUUCAUUGGAAGCUCGGUAUAACCAACGAGGGGUGACCUAGCAAAAUAUUUGUACAUGUGAUCUGUAUCAUAUUAUCAUAGAAAGGAUAUCGUAAUCUGUACAUUGUAUACCCAGAAUCAGAAUUGUAUAUUGUUACCAUGUUACUACCAAACAAAUGUAUUAUACAUAAAAGAAUAAAUCGAUGGAUUUUCCCCUUA
Messenger RNA from Brachypodium distachyon (stiff brome), 3045 nucleotides. RefSeq names its product serine/threonine-protein kinase/endoribonuclease IRE1. Gene Ontology annotation, molecular function: protein serine/threonine kinase activity; RNA endonuclease activity; ATP binding. The coding region runs from base 191 to 2869 and encodes 892 amino acids. Gene Ontology annotation, biological process: IRE1-mediated unfolded protein response; protein phosphorylation; intrinsic apoptotic signaling pathway in response to endoplasmic reticulum stress. Gene Ontology annotation, cellular component: IRE1-TRAF2-ASK1 complex. The record is from RefSeq and is a predicted model, not a curated record. Lineage: Eukaryota; Viridiplantae; Streptophyta; Magnoliopsida; Poales; Poaceae. The transcript has 7 exons.